Oryza brachyantha (malo sina) is the source of this 1807-nucleotide messenger RNA. Its product is annotated as ubiquitin recognition factor in ER-associated degradation protein 1-like. The record is from RefSeq and is a predicted model, not a curated record. Lineage: Eukaryota; Viridiplantae; Streptophyta; Magnoliopsida; Poales; Poaceae. The transcript has a single exon. Gene Ontology annotation, molecular function: polyubiquitin modification-dependent protein binding. Bases 249 to 1253 code for a protein of 334 amino acids. Gene Ontology annotation, cellular component: VCP-NPL4-UFD1 AAA ATPase complex.
ACGUCUUCCUCUCGAGUUCAAAUGCUUUAGAUUACACGAAUUGGAUAUGGUUGCGAUGCGAAUUCUUCUCCUACCCAUCCGCGUCUCGGAAUCCUUCUCCUCGUCUAGUUCGGAUCCUCGAACUGCCCUCAUAAGUCGCCCCCUCGCAGCUCCGAUCUCUCAGCUCCGUGUGAUUGCAAUCGAUCAGUGAAGGGUGAUCCGCCAGCCGCCGCCGCCGCCGCGGGCGACUCAUCAGCCAGAACGACGGGAUGUUUUCCCGAAUUCUCGAGGGCUUCGGAUACAAUGGAGAGAAAAGGUUCGAGCAGACGUACCGCUGCUGCUCGCCAGCGACCAUUAACAAGCCGCACCUGGAAAGCGGGGACAAGGUGAUCAUGCCGGCGUCGGCGCUGCACCGCCUCACCUCCCUCGACGUCGAGUUCCCGAUGCUGUUCGAGCUCUCGCGCCACAGCAGCUACGCCGCCGCUGCCGCCGGCGCCGCUCGCCGGGUCUCCCACUGCGGCGUGCUGGAGUUCGUGGCGGAGGACGGCGUGGUGGUCAUCCCGGGGUGGAUGAUGCGCAACAUGGGCGUCAGGGAGGGCGACCUCGUCGGCGUCAAGAGCGUCAGCCUCCCCAAGGGCACCUACGUGAAGCUGCAGCCUCACACCGGCGACUUCCUCGACACGGCCAACCCCAAGGCCGUCCUGGAGAAGACGCUGAGGAACUUCACCUGCCUGACCACCGGCGACACUAUCAUGGUGGCUUACAACAACAACGAGUAUCACAUCGACAUCGUGGAGACGAAGCCGGCACCAGCUGUUUGCAUCAUCGACACGGAUUGUGAGGUGGAUUUUGCACCUCCUCUCGAUUACAGAGAACCUGAAAAAGUUGAGCGGCAGGAACCAUCAGUUCCUGCAAGCAAGGUGACUUCUGAAGCUAAAGAUGAUGCUGUCAAAGAUGAACCAAAAUUCAGAGCAUUCCCUGGCUUAGGGAAUCGGUUGGAUGGCAAGGCCUUAAAACCACAAGCAGCAAAAAUCCCUCCUCCUGCUGCUGCAAGUUCAGGCUCAAACAAGAAGGUGAAUCAGCAGACAGUGGCUCCUGCAUCUUCAGGAGCUAGCAACUCCACUACACGUCAGAAAAAAGGGAAGGUUGUUUUCGGUUCGAACACAAGCAGUAGCAAACAACCAGAAAAGGCUCCUGAUCGAGCUGAUCAACCUCCAAAGAAGGAGAAGCCCAAGUUCCAAGCAUUUUCUGGGAAAAGCUACUCAUUGAAAUGAAAUUAUAGCUGCUAUUAUUAGAUUAUUUUUGUUGAGAGAAUUAUUACAGUUAAAUUUUCUGAACCAUUCGUUUGUUUCUUACAUUGAGUUUCUGGUAGGCAUGUGUAUCUUUAUCAUUUUCAGAAAAAUGAAUUUUGAGGAUUACCUGGAACCUACUAUUUGCUUGAUCUUAUAUGGAGUUCUCUCGAUGUCAAGCAUAACUCAUUGCUAACCUAUGCUACCAACUCCCUACCUACAGAAAGAUUCCUACUGAAUCUACCCUCAACCAACCCGAUUCUGCAUUAGUUAAUUAUGAUCACGAAAAUGAGGUGAUGCACAUUUCUUGAUCUUGAUCUUUCUUCUCUAGGAGAUUUCAUUGCAGUGCUUAUAUGAGGAGGUUGAUUUGCUUCAUACUUCAUCAUCAUCAUCAUCAUUUCCAGUUUCAGAAAAUGGUUAUCUCAUCCAAGGGCAAAGUGUGUGUAACUGGGGCUUCAGGCUUCGUUGCUUCUUGGCUUAUCAAAAGGCUUCUCGAGGCUGGAUAUCAUGUGAUUGGAACUGUGAGAGACCCAGGUAAU